AUGUCCGACGCCAAACAACAAAUCAUGGACCAAGUCCGCCAACAAGCAGCCCUCCAAAACGCCCGCGCCCUCGUAGAAAAAGUCAACGAACACUGUUUCGAGCGCUGCGUCCCCAAACCAGGCUCCUCCCUCUCCUCGGGCGAAACAACCUGCUACACGGCUUGCAUGGAGAAAUACAUGAAAUCCUGGAACAUCAUCUCCCAGCAGUAUUUGAAUCAUGUGCAGAAGGGGGUUGGGAAUCAGGGAGCUUUUGGUGCUUGA
Molecule: messenger RNA, 261 nt
Organism: Ramularia collo-cygni
Lineage: Eukaryota; Fungi; Ascomycota; Dothideomycetes; Mycosphaerellales; Mycosphaerellaceae
Product: probable mitochondrial import inner membrane translocase subunit tim-13
Exons: 2
Coding region: 1-261 (86 amino acids)
Source: RefSeq, a predicted model, not a curated record